AUGCCCUCCCAGGACGACGUAGACGCUGUCGCAGCCGCCAACCCCGACCAGACGCGGGUGGUCGAGUCCAAGAGAGGCAUGCCCUACCUGCAGGGCCUCUUGACUCUCGACUAUUCGCUGAAGCGCGCAAAAACAAAGUACCCGCUGGUUGUGCUGUACACCGACGAGUUCCCGCCCUAUGGCCACCGCGCGCUGGAUGCCCGCAACAUCCCCAAGAAGCGCGUGCCGUACCUGAUGCCAGAGUCGCACAAGGACUACAGCAAUGACCCGCGCUUCUACGACUGCUGGAGCAAGCUCACGCCCUUCAGCCUGGUCGAGUACGACCGCGUCGUGCAGCUGGACGCCGACAUGCUGGUGCUGAAGAACAUGGACGAGCUGAUGGAGCUGGAGCUGGACCCCCCGGAGCUCAAGGGCGAGGGCCAGCGCGUCUUCGCCGCCAGCCACGCCUGCGUGUGCAAUCCGCUGAAGAAGUCGCACUAUCCCGCCGACUGGGUCCCCGCCAACUGCGCCUUCACCACCCAGCACGCGGCGCCAGACGCGGCGCAGACCGAGGGCGCGCCGUCGACCGCCGGGCUGGCCAUGCCGAACGGCGGGCUCCAGGUCGUGAACCCGUCGGCGGCCGUUUACGGCACCAUCCUGCGGGCGCUGCAGUCGUCCAACACGGACUCGUACGAGUUUGCCGAUCAGUCGCUGCUUUCUGACAUUUUCGGCGGGCGAUGGGUGACCAUCCCGUACAUCUAUAAUGCGCUCAAGACGAUGCGCUGGAAGGACGUCCACGACGCCAUCUGGCGCGACGACCAGGUGAAGAACGUGCACUUCAUCCUGAGCCCCAAGCCGUGGCAGGAGACCAAGGACAUGCGCAUCAAGCGCAACUUCCAGACCGAGGCGAACGACUGGUGGUGGGAGAUUAAUGACGAGCGCAACCGGGUGGAGAAGGAGGGCGGGCUCGACGACAAGUGGUGA
Messenger RNA from Lasiodiplodia theobromae, 963 nucleotides. Its product is annotated as Glycosyl transferase. NCBI's taxonomy places the organism in Eukaryota, Fungi, Ascomycota, Dothideomycetes, Botryosphaeriales, Botryosphaeriaceae. The transcript has 3 exons. The record is from RefSeq and is a predicted model, not a curated record. Bases 1 to 963 code for a protein of 320 amino acids. Gene Ontology annotation, molecular function: glycosyltransferase activity.